UUUGAUCCGAAACGAAAUAAAACUUCAAAGUAAGAUUUUCAAGGAAGAAGUGAUUUUCUUCUGAAUUUACACAUACAAGUGUAUUAGAAUCAACCGAAUAGGUUGACUUGAUAGAGUUUGAUGAUGGCAGAAGCUGGGCCUCCGGAGAAAGAUGCACCGUUUCUCAAAUUUCACCAGCUGACACAACUCCAGAUAUACGAUGACCAACCAACGACACUAGAACCUAAAGAACGCUUGAACUUACUGGCAGUUUCCAAUGAAUAUGGCUACACCUUCGUUGGCUGUAACUCAGCUAUAAAAAUUCUGAGGACGUCAGAUAUCAGGGAUUGUACUUACUGCAAUGACCCAAAUGCAGCUUCAAGGGUGAGUGACUAUAACUGCUCCAAGGUAGAGCUCAACGCCAAUCCUGUACAUCUAGCCUUGAAUGCAGACAACCUCGUCUUAUCAGCAUGUACAAUGACCGAAACCAACCUCAUGGUGGCGCUGUUUGAUGUACGAAGUCUCGUACGCGGGGGCAGCAAUGUGUCUCCAUUCGCCAGUGUCCCUCUCUCAAAGGAACCCAGCAUGCAGCUCGUCAACCUGGCAUGGAAUCCCGUCCACGCUUCUUGCUUCGCUACGUGUCUCUCCGAUGGCAGCAUGGCAUUAUGGGACAGCUCGGGAGACAAUAUCGCAAGAGCGUUUGAGCUGCCAGAAGGUGUAAACAUCAAAGCCAUGUGUUGGAGCCCCAAGGGUAAGCAGAUAGUCCUGGGUACCUCCAGUGGAGAGCUCGUUCAGUACAACCAAAAACUGGAUAUCAAGAAAACCAUCCGAUCUCCGGACUUUACGACUGAACAGGUCAAGGUUGUCGACAUCUUAUGGUUGUCGACGUACAUGUUUGCUGUGGCUUAUCUCGAUGCCGAAGAGACCCUUCAUCCAAACCUUGCCAUCGUUAAUGCUCCUAAAGAAGGACCGCCUACUUUUUUAAACUUUGAGGACGUCUGUUAUGGAAGUGAACAGUUGAGAUCAGCGCAAUACCAGUUGCAGAAUUUUGAAAAAUGGUCCUUCCUGGUAGCCGUGUCCAGUAAUGCUAUAGAAGCAGCUGUGCUGGGUCGAUCGCCAGUGACUCCAUCGACGUGGGAGGUCUGGACUGUCGACGAUUCAUCCCGUAUCGAACUUCCGUUGACCGGUGACGAUAAGGAAACCUACCCAAUGGGCAUCGCUUUGGAUCUGUCCCUGGCAGCACCGUUUGAAUUGAAUAAUAAGAAGUAUCACCCCCCUCCAAUGUUAAUGGUUUUGUCCACUGAGGGUGUGCUGUGUCCAUACUAUGUGUUAAAUGCUGAUGCGUCUGAGGCCAUCACUGCCAGGGCUCAACCAUUGCCUGUUGAAGGGGAGAAAAUUGGCAGACCUUCCCUUACCCAACCACAAAUCCCAAGGUCAGCGCCCCAAGCAGUGCCCACCCAGCCUCUUCAAGUACCCAGACUGACCCCUCAGGCACCCCCGCAAGCACCCCAGCAAGCACCCCAGCAAGCACCCCCUCAAACACCUCCUGAACAGGCAAGGCCGUUAUCAACAAUCCCAGCAUCAGCUCCAAUCCACAAAUCGUCAAGUACCGGGAGUUUCUCUCACGGUCCCAAGUCAACAUCUUCAACGUCUUCCUUAUUUAACAUGAAGCCCAACCAAACUGACCGGAGCGCUAGCUUCUCCUUCUCCAGCCCCAAACAGCCGACCCCCACAACUGGCCCUUCAACCUUCAGCGCCGGGGGCCUUUUCGGCAAGCCCACAGUCAGCAGUAGCACCCCAGCAAUAUUCUCUUUCGGCAGUAAACCUGACGAAGCUAAAGCUGGUAGCGCUGUCGGCGGGAAGGCCUCUUUUCCGUUUGUAGCUCCGAAAGCUGUACCUGCUGGUUCGUCGCUUUCUCAAGGAGGUGCUCAAGGGUUAUCGGAGCAAGGGAGGUUCGUCCAGCAGCCAGCUUCGACCUACCAGGGCUCCCCUCAAGCUGCUCAGUCACCAGGAGGCGCAGGUCCUGGAAGUCUCUUCGGAGACCUCAAAUCUCAACACCCGGCGUCUUCGUCCGCCUUUUCCUUGUCGCAACAGAAGACGCCUGCAGGAGCGAACGCAUUGAGUGGAGGUGUACAACCAACAGACAGCGUAAAAGACAGCAAUUCCGCACCUUCCUUGAAGACAUCUGGGUUUGGGAACCCCACCCCUAGAACAUCCCCAGGGAAAGCCCCCCUCGGGUCGGAACCCAAAUCAGGACUAUUUUCCUUUGCCCCAUCAAGUCAAGUCGCCAGUCAAGCAAAUCAAUUCGGGAGUGCUCCCCCUAACCGCGUUGCCCCUCCAUCCGGCUACCCCAACCAAGUCGCUCCAUCUGGGGACGGGUUAUCUCAAAGACAAAACAGACCUCCGGCUUACCCCGGCGUCGUCCCCCAAAAUGAAGUCGCUUCUCGGUCUGGUGUUCCCCCUAAUCAAGUGGCCCCUCAGCCUGGUGUUCUCCCUAAUCAAGUGGCCCCUCAGCCUGGUGUGCCCCAAAAUCAAGUCGCCCCGCUGCCCGCUUAUUCAACACAGUCCCCUUCAUCAGCCAAGCAACAACCCGGCCAGGCUGUUCCGGAGUACAAACCCACACCCACUGCACAAGCACCGCCGCCUGAGGCAGCUCCUGAAGAGAGCGGGGCCAGGCCCAGAGGGAAGGUAGCCUUUACUGGAAGUGCCGUGGACUUGGCCUAUUUCUCCAACAUUAAGGAAGAGAGGGAGCAUUUUAUGAAGGAGAUGUUGGAGUUGGAAAACCACACCAAGAAUGCAAAUUUCAGAGUGGGUGAACGCUCCGAACUGACAGAAAUGAAGAAAGCUAUAGACGAUCUGCUUAAGUUCAAAUCGAAAGUCUUAGACAUCACCAAGUCUGAUAACGAAGAAAUCCACGAGAUAAAGGCCAAGUUCCUAAGUACCUUCGCCCAGCUGGAAGACGCUCGUAUCCGCAAGCAGCGAAACAACGACCCUCGCUACUUGCAGCUUCUCAGAUCGCGAGCCCUGGAUCCGCAGACAGCUCAUCAGCUCCGUGACAUUCACAGUAAUUAUCACUACCUGAAGACCGGACUGGGGGAUGUGAGUGGCUGUCUGGAUGCGCAGUGGGAGGAUUUCAAUAAACGGAAGAGCCGCAGAGAAGGAAGGAAACUCGGUACCCCGAUGAUGGAUACCAUCUAUCAGACAUUGAGUCAUCAUUAUAAUAUCGUGAUAACUCAGAGAGGGAAGUUAGAGAAGCUAAGACAGCAGCUGAUACAGGCACGACGGUACGACAUGAGCGAGGCACCAUGGGAACGUGGCAUACUACCAUCUCCUCCAGAAAGGUCUGGUAACUUGUCUUCUCUGGCUGCUAAGCUGUCUAGUACAACCAUCAGUUCUCCAACGAAGACUAGGUCCACCCCAGUCUCAUCUAAGAAACAAGCUCAGCUGAGGAAGGCUUUAUCUAGAAGAGCAACUACUCCGAGAAGAACAGCAUCAAAAAUGGACAUUUCAGAAAUGAGCUCCCUGAAUCAAAGCUAUUCCAGUCCUCCUGGAGCCUUCGCCAAUCGUCGACUCCAGUUCCACGAGGAAGAAUCUCCUGUUGCCCCUCCACCAGCUAGCAGACUGACAACCUCUUCCGUCGACAGCCCUGAUGUUCGUACAGGUAGAGGCAUUACCCAGGCUAGAGUGGGAGGCAGUUUAGAGCGUGUUGCUGCAGCACCGUCGAGUCAGAUUGUGGAUGAGAAACGGUCUGAGGCUGGCCGCCAUGUUGAACGAAAACACGCCAUGCCCUAUGUGUCUUCUCCGCUACCUAUAGGGAAGCCCUCCUCAACCAACCCCGCCCUCCCUGAAACCUCAUCCCCAUCUAGCUUCAUUCAUUCGGGGCGUGGCACAGUGGUGUGGGGCACCAAGACCACACCCGUGAAAUCCCCGCCCUCGACCAGGGUGUCCUCUUCGGGGGCGAUCCCGAAGAAAUCGAUCGCAAAGACAGCGGAGUUGCCGCCAGUUGUGAAUGUCAAGAAUAUCAACGCUAUGAAGGAGAGUAUGCCUCCUCCAGUCACCUUUGCACCCGUUUCAAGUACGAUGGACGAGGGAACGGCCAAGGUAAUCAACCAAGUCUUAGCGGAAAUAAAUCACACAAGUGGACACAUGCAGCCUGAACCAAGCGAUCAAAAUGAACAGCGAGUUAGCUUUUCCAAUGAUCCCUCUCCUGUCGCCCAGUCUGUCCAACCCUCCAAACCAUUCUCAAUGCUGGGUGCUUCCAGGACCCCAGCUCCUCAAUCUACAGCUCCUAGCACCUCUACAAUCCCACCUCAUGUAGGUUUGUCAUUCGGGGCUCAGGGCUCUUUGUUUGGGGCAAAGAGAGACAGUUCCUCAGCUGUAGUGUCUAAUUCUACUCUCGCAGCCAAGGGAAGCCUUCCCUCGUUUCAAGGGUUAGCCUCUCCGAACGUCACAGCCCCUAAACCUGGUCUUGGGUCGGCGGAGUCGGCAUCGCUUGGAGGUACAAGCUCAUGGUUGGCCUCCUCGGCGUCGGUUCAACAGACUCCUGCUGGGGUGAAACCCAACCUGUUUGACUUCAACAAGGAUCAGAAGGCUGCGGCAAGUACAAGUACUCCAGGUGGAUUCUUUGUAGCUUCAACAACUAAAGACCCAUCUCAAGAGUCAACAGAGACCGUGAAUGCAUCGGGAGGAUCGUCAACAGCCACGACGGACACCACUCCUUUUAAAUCUUCCCAAAAACCAAGUUUUGGCGUGAAGGCCAUCAUAACCGCUCCACCAUCAACCUCUGUCGUUGAGCCAACCCCAACUGUAGCAGCGGUACCGGCAUUUGGAAGCAGUUUUGGUCAAGGGACGGCUAAACCAUUUUCUGCGACGGCGCCUAAGGCUCCUAGUAGCGGUUUGAAGCAACUUCUCCAACAGGGAGAGGAUGAAGCUGGUACAGGGCUCGCUAAACCUUCAACAUCUGGGUUGUUUGGCAAACCAUCGGGAACACUCGUGGAAGGUUCGACUAGCACAGAAGGAGGACAAACCGCCAACAUCCAGCCACAAGGAGUGGAUGAAGCAGGUAUUAGAUCUCCCAUCAAUGCUUCUGAUGUUACCGACCAUCCCACUCCUGCAACCAGUUCAAUGACCUUUAGUACUCCAGGAUCUGCAGCACCAACCACAACAUCAACCACUGGGUUGUUUGGCAAACCAUCGGGAACACCUGUGGAGGGUUCGACUGGGACAGCAGGGGGAAUGUUCGGAUCCAAGCCAGCGGGUGCAAGUAUAUUUGGGGCAACAAGCUCUACUUCAACAAGCUCAGCUCCAGCUGCAGGUUUUGGCAACCCAUCAUUUGGGUCGGCUCCAACAUUUGAGAAGACGCCUUCAACUGGGCUAUUCAGCGCCUCAUCCUCGGGAUUCAGCUUCGCACCGAGUGCCACCCCAGCCACGACAACAACCGCCGCAUCAGAGACUGCUAAAACCAAACCACAAUCAUUGUUCGGCCUCCUCAAGGACGACACUCCAACUACCUUAGCGGCUACGAGCACCAGUUCCUUAUUCGGGUCAACAACAAGCGGCAGCACUGCGGCGAAGAGUCUAUUCGGCCAACCGACAUCAACUUCGACAUCUCUGUUCGGCCAGCCACCAUCCAGCACCAGUGGGGUUUUCGGUCAACCGGCUUCACCAGCUAGUACGAGUGGGCUGUUCGGCAAGCCCACAUCAACGACGGCAAGCUCCGGGGUUGGGCCGUUCGGAUCGCCUGCCGCCACGACCGCCUCAAUGGGGGGUACUUUUGGACAAGCUUCAUCGGCCUCCCCGUUUCAGCAGACGGCAGCCAGUGGGCCAUUUGGUACUAGCUCAACAUUUGGGCAACAAUCUCCAGGAGGAUUGUUUGGUCAAGCGUCGACUUCGGCUCCGGCUUUUGGUCAAAGCCCUUCUGUAUUUGCCCAGUCCUCAUCAACGACAUCCACGAGCGUCUUUGGUGGUGCCGGUGGGGAUGGUGGAGGAGGUUUCUUUAGCGGUCUUGGCGGUCGACCUAACCCAGAAGCAGCGAGGACCAAUCCUUUCGGCACCCCAUCAGCAUUUGGAACCUCUGCAGGUAAUACUUCUAUCUUCGGAGGUCAGGGCGCUACAUCAUUUAGUAGUGGAUCAACGCCUGCUAGUACUAACACAGCUUCUGUGUUUGGAGGAGGAUUCAGCAAUUCUGGUGGUGGGGUAGCUAAGGCUGGAUUCGGGGUGACCCAACAGACAUCCGCUUCCUCGGGUUUUGGAGGUGCCCCGUCAUUUGGUAGCCCUCCAGCGUUUGGGAGUACACCCUCGUUCGGAGGCUCAACAUUUGGCAACCCAGCCGGGUUUUCGGCAAGUCCUUUCGGUCAGCCGUCCUCAUUUGGGGCUAGCCCCAGCGCACCUACGAGUGCUGCACCCGCCAAUGGUUUCACAGGUUUUGCUUCUCAAGACACGCCCACAUUUGGAUCUCUAUCAACGGCAACUACUCAGCAGACCCAACCUACCUUUGGAGGAGGGGGAUUCGGAGGAGGGGGCGGAGCUGGAUUUGGUGGGGGCUUUGGUGGCAACACAAACCCCCCGUCCGGAGGUACAGGCUUUGGCAGCAACACAAACACAUCAUCAGGCGGCUCGUCCUCAUUCAUGCAGUACCGUUAAUCUAUCCCGCGAUGCAUCGUGACUCACGUAACACAACAGGCGUAAUGAAUAUUCAAGAUGGCGUCUUGAGUAGCGUCGGAAGCAUCCCUCGACCCGAUUUUCAAAAUCUAUAAAGCUGAGUCAACUUUGCAUUUAGUUACCUGUUUUGAUGUUCUAUAAAAGGACAAAUUAUACAGUGUGUCGCUACUUUAAUUUUUAUUGACCUGUUCAACUUCAAGGGAUUGUAUAACUUUGGUAAUUGGAGAACCCACUGUUACAAUCCUAUAUGUUCAUUCAUUCAUUCAGUCGAUGCGGAGCAUCGGAAGAUGGCCCUCCAAACACAUUGGUCCUCCAUUGGUGUACGCAGCUCUUCCCGACGCAGUCCAGAGUCCUGGCACAAGAUGUCCACAUACAGGUGGUUUGUGGUCUGCCUCGGGAACAGUGACCUUGAGUAGUGGCCCAAAGCACAAGCUUGCUCACUGCCA
Asterias rubens (European starfish) is the source of this 7085-nucleotide messenger RNA. Its product is annotated as nuclear pore complex protein Nup214-like. The transcript is spliced from 34 exons. The record is from RefSeq and is a predicted model, not a curated record. Gene Ontology annotation, molecular function: structural constituent of nuclear pore; protein binding. NCBI's taxonomy places the organism in Eukaryota, Metazoa, Echinodermata, Asteroidea, Forcipulatida, Asteriidae. Gene Ontology annotation, cellular component: nuclear pore. Gene Ontology annotation, biological process: protein import into nucleus; RNA export from nucleus. Bases 121 to 6621 code for a protein of 2166 amino acids.